AUGCCUGCGGCACAGGAGCCGGGAGGCAGCUCGAGGAGCGCCGAGCACGGCCAGGGGGAGCAAGACGAUGCCGGCUGUGAGCAGCACUUGGAGAGGAGAAGCCUUGUCCUGCAGUUCCUGCACUCCACCCUCAACCUCCACCACCUCCAGAGCCACCAGAGGAAGGUCGAGCUCCUGCAGAAGUGCUACUUCUACUUGGAGGUGGAGCCCAAGUACAUGGCGGUGAGGGAGCGGCAGGAGGACACGCACUUCGUCGACAUCUUCGAGCUGAUCGACCCCUGGCAGUUCCAGAGGAUGAAGGAGGUGGGGAAGAACCAGAUCAGGAUCCAGCUGGCGCUGCUGAGCAGGCUGCUGGAGCAGCUGGAGCGCGGCCGGAGGGAGCUGAGGGCUUACGCCGAGAGCCGCGACGCCAGCCCCUUCCUGGCGCGCUGGGACCUGCUGCUGCAGAGGAUGUCCGCCCUGGCCCGGGCCGUGGAGCAGCUGGUGGCCCUGCAGACCCCCCAGAGGGUCCACGUCAGGCACUGCCUGGUGUCCCCCCUGGAGGCGCAGCGCCGCGGCGCCGCCCUGCCCGACAUCAGGCUCUCCCUCGCCGCCAAGCCGCCGCUGCUCUUCGACAGGGAGGCCUCGGUGGCAGACCUCAGGUGGGUCAGGCUGAAGUGGUCCAGCCAGGACCCCGAGGCCUACCCCCAGCAGUACGAAGUCUACGUGAAGCUGCUGACCGAGGGCCUGGAGAGAGGCUUCAGCAGGAUGCAGCUGGUCAGCAGCGACAGCUGCGUGGUGCAGGGGCUGGAGCCCGGCCGGCUCUACGAGUUCACCGUCCUGCGGCCGGCCACCCAGAGCCUCGUCUUCCAGAGCUGGCACGACACCAUCACGCUCAGGACGGGCACCUAG
Molecule: messenger RNA, 891 nt
Organism: Dryobates pubescens (Downy woodpecker)
Lineage: Eukaryota; Metazoa; Chordata; Aves; Piciformes; Picidae
Gene: FNDC11
Product: fibronectin type III domain containing 11
Exons: 1
Coding region: 1-891 (296 amino acids)
Molecular function (GO): protein binding
Source: RefSeq, a predicted model, not a curated record